UGGGAGGAAAGGCAUGCAACUAUAAUAAAUGGAGAGAUCAGAGCGAGUGUGGGCAGAGCAUAGAUUCCUCCUGCCGUACUUCUCACAGGAGCAGACUGGAUCUAAUUUGAUCUCUCCUGAUUUUACCCAUGAUUGCUCUUGUUAACCUCCUCUGAGAGGAAGUGAAACACUUAAAACACCCUCUUCACUAGCAGCCAGCUUACCAGCCUUAAAACAAUUGUGACCAGGUUGAAGGAACAGGGAGAGACAACGCUAGCAAAGCUAAUUUCUUUCUCAAACAGAAAGAUCUCCAUUGUCAAAGAAAGGAAGCUUCUGCUACCUCCAUGUCUGUACUGCCUGGGACUUAUCUCAACCUUGCUGCUCUGUUUUUCCAUGCAAGAAAAGAAACAACACUUUCCUCAGAUCCUUUUCUUGGAAAAAGAACUCACCUUUCUCUAAGCAAAGAUUUGUGGAGUCAGGUUGCCCUGAUGAUCAUGAACUUGACUUCUGAACACUGCAACAUCUCAGAUUGGCUGAGGCUUGAAGCAACAGUGAAGGCCUCUGUGUACGUGGUCACUUUCUCCUUUGCCACAUUCAUCACGAUCAUCAUCAUCGCAAUAGUAUCACAGAAUUCAAAACUUAGGAAAGAGGUCCGAUACAUCUUCCUCUGCCACCAUUUGCUGUGCAUCUCUUCCUACUGUGGCCUGGGAAUGGUGUUCCAAGGGAUGAGGGCCCUGAUGGCCAACAGCCCUGUGCUGAUGUGCUGGUUGGUGUUUGGGGCCCAGAUAAGUUUUGGAGAAGGGAUCCUUUUUACUCUGGCCUUGAUGGCUGUCAACACUUACCUGGUCAUAUGUUGGCCAUUGAAAUCUCUGUCCUUUGUAGAUUCAUUUAAGUAUAGAAUCCUGGCUGGGACUUGGAUAAUGAUUAUACUCAAGAAUGUUUGCUUAUUCAUCAUAGAGGGCACCAGCUCCAGUUCGGUUGCUGUUUUAAAAGUAGAGCCCCUUUGCCCAGUGAUUUUCAAUGGUAUUCCUGCCAGAGCCAUUGGCAUGAUUUUCUUUCUCCUUCCUCUAGCUAUAAUUCUUAUAAGUUACUCUCUAAUAUAUCAAGAAGGCAAACGUGCUGGCCAUUUUAACAGGUCAAAUAUCAAAGCAAGGAAAACAGUCCUAAUUCAUUUUUUGCAGAUCAUCUUACAUGUAAUACCAACCCUGAUAUUUAUAGGUUUGGGAAAGAUGUGUGGAGUGUUUUUCUUUGCUUUAAAUCUGGUGCUUUUUGGAGUCUUUUCAUUUGGCCAGUGUUUUAAUCCUCUGAUCUAUGGGCUCUGGAAUACCGACUUGCAAAGCAGAUUAUGUCAUUGGAUAUGCUGUCAACUGGGGUAUAGUAGUCACACAAUGAACAGCAGAGGGCAAGUUUAAACAAAAACUCAGCCAUUUGGGGUCAAUAACUCUAGUUCUAGUGGACCAUCAUCUAAGGUGAAGUACUUGCCUUUUAUUCAACCUCAAAUUGGUGCAUUGACUUGAUAUUGAAAAUAAUAUUAGCAAGUCAAAGUUUCAUCUGGUUUACAAACUUUGUUGCUGCAUACACUGAUCUGUCCUCAGUGAAAUCAUUUUAUGUCUUUAAUUUUAAACUCCAAUCAACAUUUGGCAACUUGCCUUCUUGUGUGCAGUAGUUGAGCAACUUUUGAGAAUGCUCCUGAUUUUUAGUGACUGCGAAAUAGUCCAUAGUUGAUAUGAAGGAAGUAAGUUUCAUUGUUCCCUUUAUGAUAACUAGGGAUAAGUUAUAACAAAGCAGAAACAAAAUAACAGUGACUUUAGAAAGUUAGAGAUUAUCACUUUUUCUUAUGUAAAAGAAAUCUGGAGGUACACUAUCCAAACCUAUGUGGCAAGUUAUUCUCAGGGCAUAUUCUCUUUUCCUUUGGUAUGAUUUGCAUACUACCUACUGACCCCAGAUGGCUGUUAGUGCUAUCAUUACAUUCUCACUCCAGCUAACAGGAAAGAGCAAGGGGCAAAGAAGGGUCAGUACUUCUUCUGAAGACACUUUCUAGGAGUUACAGAAAACAUUUUUUCUUACAUGUAACUGGCCAAAAUUUAGUUAUAUGGCUAUGGACAAGUCAUAUGGCUUUAAGGGAGAGUGGGGAGAAAUUUUAGCAAAGUAUCGGGUCUAGUAAUAAUUAAUGUCGUUUUUAAACAUUCGUUUA
This is a messenger RNA of Pipistrellus kuhlii (Kuhl's pipistrelle), 2173 nucleotides long. RefSeq names its product rhodopsin. Gene Ontology annotation, biological process: G protein-coupled receptor signaling pathway. Gene Ontology annotation, molecular function: G protein-coupled receptor activity. The transcript has 4 exons. Bases 324 to 1391 code for a protein of 355 amino acids. Lineage: Eukaryota; Metazoa; Chordata; Mammalia; Chiroptera; Vespertilionidae. The record is from RefSeq and is a predicted model, not a curated record. Gene Ontology annotation, cellular component: membrane.